Hyposmocoma kahamanoa is the source of this 646-nucleotide messenger RNA. RefSeq names its product zonadhesin-like. NCBI's taxonomy places the organism in Eukaryota, Metazoa, Arthropoda, Insecta, Lepidoptera, Cosmopterigidae. The record is from RefSeq and is a predicted model, not a curated record. The transcript is spliced from 3 exons. Bases 66 to 500 code for a protein of 144 amino acids.
ACUGCCGUGCUACGGCCACAUAUAGUUUUCACACUGCGAUAGUGACGGGUUUAUUUGCAAAAAAGAUGUAUAAAGAACAUAUUUUAUUUUUCGUUAUUGGUUGGCUGGCUGUGGGAUUUUUUGCUGCCGAAGAACAUGACUGCCCACCUAACGAAGAAUUCUAUCCGUGUACUACUGCCUGCCCCCCCAACUGUAUGCACCCUGAGACUGACGUAGUCUGCACCAAACAGUGCGUCAUAGGCUGCGACUGCAAGCCAGGCUAUUUGAGGAAUCGUUUCAAGAUUUGUAUAGAAGCUGAUAGUGUUGAGUGCAUUAAAGAACAAUGUGUAAAUGAGAACGAAGUAUUCGACAACUGUAGGAAAGAAUGCCAGCCAACUUGCGCAGAUCGUAAACCAAUUUGCCAUUAUAACUGCGCCGCGGGGUGCGUUUGCGCGCCAGGAUUCAUACGUGACGAUAAAGGAGUUUGUAUUCGUGUCGAGGAUUGCCCGAAGAGUAAUUAAUUCUACUGAUCCCGGGCUACUGGAAAAUUAAAUGUUAUUAACAGGAUUAUGCAUUUCUCUUCUACUAUAAAUAAUAAAUAAUGUUGAGUAAAUAAGAUAUGGAAAUCCAUUUAAAUAACAAUAAUUUACCGAAAGUACUAAGAUCU